Pantherophis guttatus is the source of this 2110-nucleotide messenger RNA. RefSeq names its product lymphatic vessel endothelial hyaluronan receptor 1 (gene LYVE1). Gene Ontology annotation, molecular function: transmembrane signaling receptor activity; hyaluronic acid binding. Lineage: Eukaryota; Metazoa; Chordata; Lepidosauria; Squamata; Colubridae. Gene Ontology annotation, cellular component: plasma membrane. The record is from RefSeq and is a predicted model, not a curated record. Gene Ontology annotation, biological process: cell adhesion.
GACUGCCCAUGACAGGUUGGGAAAGGGGUGGGGGGAGCUGUCAUGUGUUUCCAGAUAGUGACCUUAGUCAGUGAAUGGCUUUUGAGCAGAGCAACAAGUUCAGCUGCGCUUGUAAAAUAGUCAGUGGCUAUUUAGCAUCCUUGACACUCAAAGUGGUAAUAAAGGAAAUAAAGAAGGAGAAGAAGCUGUUUAAGCAACUCAUGAGAAAAGAACAUAUUGGAAGUGUUCAAAGGGCGAAAUAGUAUCACACUGCAUUUCCACACUGCAUUGGAGGAAGAGCAGCAAUCUGCCUGAAGCUCUCAGCUCUUUGGUGUUACCAUCAAUGGCAUUCCAUGGUAGAACUGUCUCCUUUUUCUUCUCAAUCUGGGUGGCAAACUUCAUGGCACAAGGCACAAUUCUUCUGAAAGAUAUUCACAUGUCAAACUGCAGAAUUGUGGGUGUAACACUUGUUGCGAAUAAGAAUAAAAUUGAUUUUAGUUUUGCUGAAGCAGAACCAGUUUGCAGGCAGCUGGGAUUAACGCUAGCACACAAAUCCAAGAUUGAAGCUGCUUGGAAGCAUGGCUUUGAAACUUGCAGUUAUGGCUGGGUAGCAGAAGGCUAUGCUGUAAUUUCUCGGAUAACUCCAAAUGAAAAAUGUGGGCAGAAUAAAACUGGGAUUCCCAUCUGGAGAAUGCCCGCGGACAGGAAAGUUCGUGUUUAUUGUUACAAUUCUUCAGAUACGUGGAUUAAUUCAUGCAUCCCAGAAGAAAGCACAGUUUCAUUACCAGACAGUUCCACUGAGAUGAAUUCCACUUUAACAGUCUCGUUUCCAGAUACCUCUGCAGGGGUUGACACAACUCAGUUACAACAAACCCAAAAGCCCCCGAAGUAUCGCAUCAUAUGUGUAACAGAAACGUUGCCACCUGAACCUAUUCCCGAGAAGGAAAAUCGGCUUUUCACUGAUAAACGAACUGCCUUUAAAAAUGAGGGUGUUCCAUUUGGAGCUGUACCAAUCGUGCUUCUGGUGCUUGCCCUCUUCUUCUGUGCAGCUGCAUUGGUUUUAGCUGUCUGCUAUAUCAAAAAAUACAAGAAAACAUCUCUAUUUUCAAGCAAGGAGAAGAAAGAUGAAAUAGAAACCAAGAACAUCAAAGAACUAAAUGCAAAAAACCAAACUCCAGAGCAGGGCCUAAAGAAUGGAAAAAAGGAAGAAGUGGAAGUCAAGUCUGAACCACCAGUAAAAUGUUUGGAAGCAGAAGUUUAAGACAGAGCAUCUCAAUGAAAGAUGCUGCAAGAACAAAUGGCAGAAACUAACAGUUUAUACAUCGAUAAUUGUAUAUAUUGCCGAAGUCAGUAUCAGGCAUGUCAUGCAAACAUUUCUUACCUCAUAUAUCUUAGCUUAUACAUUGUCAAUAUAGGAAUAACACCUAUACAGCUAAUAUUUUCAGUUUUGUUACAAGCCUUUUUAGGGAGGAAGCGAUGAUAUUUUUCCAAAACAUGAAUUCAGACAUGCAACUCAAACAAACAAAUAAAAAUGGAUAUAUAUAUAUAUUGUUAUACAAAGGAUUUCAUGGAGAAACUUGAAUAUAUGAACUAGAUAUAACGGAGAAACUGUUACUGUAUUUUUCAAAUGAUGGUAACUUUAAAAUAUGUCUUUACUGAGAGGUUAUCACAGAAGUUCAAAAACAUAAAGUGAUGGAAAAGAACAAAGGGAAAUGUCUGAUUCACAUGCAGAUGAAUCCAGAACAAAUUGUUACAUAGCCAUAAAAAUUUUAUGUUUCUUAUUCCAGUCUCUGUGUCUCUUCCUACCUUCUUUCCAGAAAUCUAACAAAUCACAAACUAUCAAUUUUAAAUAUGGGAAAAAGAUAAAAAAAAUGAUAGCAACAAAAUCUAUUAAUUAUAUUUCUUUUUUCCAUGCAUGCCAUAGUCAUGUUUAUUUCAAAAAUAUACAGCCCAAUCAUAUGCAUGUUUACUUAGAAAUAUGUUCCAUUCUGUUUCCUAAACUUACCAUCUAGUAUGUUCAAAACUGCUAUAUAAAAUAUCUCUGUAAAUUGAUUGUUGUGGCUGUUACCAUAAUAUACAUGCGAAUACAUUUAUCAGGAUUUCAUUGAAAUAAACAAAAAUUGCAUAAUUA